Molecule: messenger RNA, 426 nt
Organism: Nicotiana tabacum (common tobacco)
Lineage: Eukaryota; Viridiplantae; Streptophyta; Magnoliopsida; Solanales; Solanaceae
Source: RefSeq, a predicted model, not a curated record
AUGGCCAAAGCAUACACAGUUGAGAAGUUUGAUUACCACACGACAGAGGUAGAGAAAAUUGAUAAGAGGGUCAACGAUUACUUAAUGAAUGUUGGGUAUGAAAGAUGGUCCAGAGCACAUUCCACUGUCAACAGAACAUUGACGAUGACUUCAAACAUUGCGGGGUCAAUCAAUGCAGUGCACAAGGCUGCUAGGGCACUCCCAGUACUACCUUUGCUAGACUACAUAAGGCAAUUGAUCGGACGAUGGAAUGUUACAAACCUAAAGAAUAUAGUAGAUUCAUUCACUUAUCUUGGAAAAAAAUAUGAUACAAUGCUGAUGGACAAUCUUGAAUUGUCACAUCAGAUGAAGGUGACCCCUUCGACGAGUUACUUAUAUUCAGUACUUGACAAAGUUAAGCAGAGAAUGGUAAUCCUAAAAGAUUGA